CACGUUCCCACCAGCCAUGCAUUGCCAACUACCUCCCAUUAGCAUAACUACACGGAAAGAACAACUGCGACGCAAAAUCUAACGGCCUUAUCGGCGCCCAAACGAAAAAUAUAAAACCCAAACAUCCACCAUCAGGCCUGAUCAUUAGCGACAUGUUUUCCGAGCAGUGCGGUGCCCAAUUCGACGUCUACGGCCCUUCUUUGGGCCAAUCAUGUUCGGGGGGCGCCUACGUCCUGUUCAUGUCCCUGCUGGACGCGCUCCUGCGCAACACCUGCGAGGUUACGGACGCCACUGGCCGCAUCACCCCGACAAUCCAUCCCGAUCUGGAGUACGACUUUGUGGUGAUCGGGUCUGGAACGGGCGGCUCCACAGUGGCCGGACGCUUGGCCGAAGUCGACCACUGGAAAAUCCUGCUGCUGGAAGCUGGGGGCGACGAACCCGUCGGAACCCAGGUGCCAUCCUUCUCAUUCAGCUACCUCAACUCGGACAUCGACUGGCAAUUUAGGACGGAACCGGAACCAGUGGCGUGCCAGGGCUUUGCCGAGCGAAGAUGCUCGUGGCCCAGGGGCAAAGUGCUGGGCGGCACCAGCGUGAUCAAUGGGAUGAUGUUUCUGAGGGGCACCCGCAAGGACUACCAGAGGUGGGCCGAGGCUGGCAACCCCGAUUGGAGCUUCGACAAGAUAUUGGCCGACUUUAAGGCGACGGAGGACAACAGCGAUCGGGACCUGGUGGACGAGGAGUACCAUGGGUUUGGAGGGCCGCUCACCAUUGGGCGGUACCGGUACCAGCCACCGUUCGCCUGGGAUGUUCUCAAGGCUGGCGAACAAAUCGGGUACAACGUCAGCAAUGAUCUGAAUGGGGAGCGGUUCAAUGGAUUCGCCGUGGCUCAAAUGAACUCCAGGAAAGGCAUGCGGUUGAGCCUGGCAAAAGCCUUCCUGCGCCCGCACCGCUCCAACCCCAACCUGCACAUCAUGCUGAACUCAACAGCGACGAAAAUCCUGCUGCAUGCACAAGGCGCUAGCAAACGAGCGUCUGCAGUUGAAUUCGCCUACAAGGGCCAGAUGUUUACCGUUCGAGCCUCCAAGGAAAUCAUCCUAUCGGCUGGGGCUGUGCAAACUCCCCAGCUCCUCCUGUUGUCUGGUAUUGGGGAUAAGGAGACUCUGGACGCUGUGGGGAUUGAACAGGUGCACGACUUGCCGGCUGUGGGAAAGGGCCUGCAGAAUCACGUGUCCUUCGAACUGGUCGCCUCAAUCAACCAGGCCAGCCUCAACUCACUGAACAUGGAGACGGUUUCUGAGUACGUCCGGAACCAAUCAGGGCCCAUGAGCUCCACUGGGCUUGCCCAGGUAACGGCGAGGGUCCACUCGGAGCAGGCAACGCCCGACGAUCCAGACAUCCAGUUUUACUUUUUCGGCUUGGGCCCCAAGUGCGCAAAAAGCGGACUAAGUGACGAGCUGACUGACGACAACCAGACAACGCAUGUCUCGAUUUACCCCACCUAUUUGCACAGCAAAAGCAAGGGCUACCUGGGGCUCCACUCCAAAGACCCGUUUGCGCCCCCAAAAAUCGUCGCCAACUACCUCACAGCUGAGGAGGAUGUGAUUGGUCUGAGGGCGGGCAUUCGGAUCGCGCAGCGACUGAUCAAUUCCCCGAUUUUGAGGGAAAAGUACGACAUGCGCUUGGAAAAGGACUCGUAUGGAUCUUGCAGCGAGCAACACGAGUGGGACUCGGACGACUUUUGGGAGUGCGCCAUUAAAGUGAAGACGGGCCACGAGAACCACCAGGGAAGUUCCUGCAAGAUGGGCAGACGCAGCGAUCCAGAAUCCUGCGUAAAUCAGCAGCUGCAGCUCUACGGAGUGGACAGUUUGCGAGUUAUUGACGCGUCCGUGUUCCCCACGUUGCCCUCAGCCAAUCCGCAGGCCUCCAUUGUCAUGGUGGCUGAACGGGGGGCGCGCUUCAUCAAGGAGCACUACUUGAACAGGGUGCGACGCAAGUAGGCCCAAUUCAUCACUACACCUUUUGCUUAGUUAAGUACUUAUGUAUAUAGUUCUAGUCGGUAUCUGUGAAAGUAUCAGUCUCUAUCCGAACGUUUGAUUAGUUUCCGGUGGCAGGCCGUCGUCAAUAGGAGUUUGCUGCUGAUGUUUCUCUAGCUCGCUUGGUUAGCGUCUUCAGAGGUGUGUUCAUGCGCAACUUGCUAGCUACUUACGUCAGGACCAAACUCCUAUCGGGUAUAGCCAGAAAGCACGUAAAUCAUCGAUUGUUUAAAAUGUUAAACUGUUUAUAUUAAAUGUACGGACGUUACUAAUAAGAAUAAAUGCAAACCGUCGUGUGGC
Dendroctonus ponderosae (mountain pine beetle) is the source of this 2333-nucleotide messenger RNA. Its product is annotated as glucose dehydrogenase [FAD, quinone]. Gene Ontology annotation, molecular function: oxidoreductase activity, acting on CH-OH group of donors; flavin adenine dinucleotide binding. Bases 153 to 1997 code for a protein of 614 amino acids. Lineage: Eukaryota; Metazoa; Arthropoda; Insecta; Coleoptera; Curculionidae. The transcript is spliced from 9 exons. The record is from RefSeq and is a predicted model, not a curated record.